Molecule: messenger RNA, 1859 nt
Organism: Meloidogyne enterolobii
Lineage: Eukaryota; Metazoa; Nematoda; Chromadorea; Rhabditida; Meloidogynidae
Source: the annotation of a GenBank genome assembly
CGAAAAAAAUAUGAAGGAAAAAACGAGGGGGGGCAUAACCCAAAGUAUUACUAAUAUAUAUUUUUUAAAGACUUUUAGACUUAGAAAAAAAUAUUUUUUGCUUAAAAAUGAGUUAUUAUGGAAAUGAUAUUUAUCGAUGGUCAUCGAGGAAAGCAGAAGAUGAGGAAAAGGAAAAGAAGUAUAAUGAAUUGAUGCAACGACAAAAGGAAGGAAAAGCUUCAGACACUGCUGUUGAGAACGAUUAUUUUGAAGGGGACGAUUCUGAUGAAGAUAAUAAUAAUGUUGAUGAUGAACAUGAAAAAUCUGAUGAUACAAAAAUACAAAAGAAUAAGAAAAAUGGAGUUGAAAAAGAAAAGGAAGAUGAGGAAGAUGAUGAUGAAUUAGAUGCAUUUAUGGCAGAAAUAAAUAAACAAGCACAAACAGAAAUACAUGAAAGUCGACAAAAGGAAGAACACGUAAUAAAUACAGGUGACUUUACAGGAGGACAAGAAGGAAGAGAUGAUAUUGAACAAGAAGAUAUGCAAGAAAGCAUGAUUAAAUUUAUGGAAGAAUAUAAAGAAAGACAUGCAAGUGAUGAUGAAGAUGAAAAUGUUGUUGAAUAUGAUGAGGAAGGAAAUGUUAUAUGGACAUGGAAAAAGGAAAUUGAUCCUCUGCCCCCUAUUGACCAUUCGGAAAUUGAAUAUAAACCUUUUGAAAAGAAUUUUUAUUCUGAACAUCCAGACAUUGCAGAUUUGACAUUACAACAAGCAUUUGAAUUGAGGAUUACAUUGGAUAUUCGUGUUUAUGGACAAAAUAUCCCAAAACCAGUUGUUAGCUUUGGACAUUUCCAAUUUGAUAAACCUAUAAUGAAUUUAAUUGUUAAAAAUGAAUUUGAAAAGCCUACGCCUAUACAAGCACAGGCAGUUCCAGCAGCUUUAUCAGGCAGAGAUGUUUUGGGAUUAGCAAAAACUGGAAGUGGAAAAACUUUGGCUUAUAUAUGGCCUACAAUUGUGCAUAUAAUGAAUCAGGAAGAAUUAGCACCGGGAGAUGGACCGAUUGCUUUAAUUGUUGUUCCGACAAGAGAAUUGGCUAUUCAGGUCUACAACGAAGCAAAGCGUUAUACUUCCCUUUACAACAUUGCUCUAGUUUGUGCUUAUGGUGGUGGAUCCAAAUAUGAACAGAAGAAAGCUUUGGAAAAUGGAGCUGAAUUGGUUAUUGGAACACCUGGAAGAAUAAUUGAUCUGGUUAAAAUUGAAGCAACAAACUUUUUAAGAACAACAUUUCUUGUGCUUGACGAGGUUGAUAGAAUGUUCGAUUUGGGAUUUGAAGCCCAAGUAAAAUCAAUAUCAGAUCAUAUCCGUCCAGAUAAACAAUGUUUAGUAUUCAGUGCAACAUGCAAACCAAAAAUUGAAAAAUUAAUAAUGCACGUCUUAUAUAAUCCAAUAAAAAUUUUGUGUGGAGAUAUUGGUGAAAAUACUUGUGUUCAACAACAAAUAAUAGUUUUGUAUAAUCAAGAAAUGAAAUAUGAAUGGCUUUUUAGAAAUAUUGUUAAUUUUAUUACAAUACUCAUUUUUGUGACAAAGAAAGCAGAUGCUGAAGAUGUUUCAAAGAAAUUGGCUUUGAGAGAUUUGGAAACAGUUUUACUCCAUGGGGAUAUGCAUCAGCAGGAAAGAAACGAAAGAAUAACCUCAUUCCGAACAAAUAAAUCUGUUUUGGUAGCAACAGAUGUAGCAGCAAGAGGAUUGGAUAUCCCAGAAAUUCGAAAUGUAAUUAAUUUUGAUGUUGCUAGAGAUAUUGAUACACAUAUUCAUCGAAUUGGAAGGACUGGAAGAGCUGGUAAGAUAAAAGAAUGGGAAGGGGAGGGAGGAAAAUGGGGUUGA